AUGCGCCAUCUAUAGUUGAGCAAAAGUACUUUUACCUUACAUCCAUGUUUUUGCUCUUUCCGUUUCCUGUAAAGUAGUCAACAAAUAUUAAGUAGUUGGUUUCUUCAGUAAUUGUAUUAUUAAUUGUAGUUACUCCAUCAAUUGGAUUUAAUCAAAGAUGACAAAUACUAAGGGUUAUCGGCGAGGUACCAGAUACACUUUUGCUCGGCCAUUCAGAAGGCGAGGUGUUGAGCAUCUUUCAACCUUCUUGAAAGUCUACAAACGUGGGGAUAUUGUUGACAUCAAAGGUAAUGGUGCUUUCCACAAAGGUAUGCCAUUCAAAUUUUACCAUGGUAAAACUGGCCGAGUUUUCAAUGUAACCAAACAUGGUCUUGGAGUUAUUGUCAACAAGCGAGUCCGAAACCGAGUUAUUCCCAAGAAGAUUAACAUUAGGAUUGAACACGUUUCUCACUCCAAGUGUCGUCAAGAUUUCCUCACCCGUGUUAAGGAGAAUGAAGAACUCAAGAAACUCGCAAAGGAAAAGAAGGUUAAUAAACCAAACCUUAAGAGACAACCCGUUGCACCAAGAGGUGGACAUUUGAUUAGAGUAACACGAGUAAACCGACCGGUUAAUUUAGCUCCUUUACCUUAUGAGCUGGUUGCUUAAAUUUUACUGGUUCUAAUAAAUUAAUUUACUGUUAAUUUCGAAA
Tetranychus urticae (two-spotted spider mite) is the source of this 689-nucleotide messenger RNA. RefSeq names its product ribosomal protein L21 (gene RpL21). Lineage: Eukaryota; Metazoa; Arthropoda; Arachnida; Trombidiformes; Tetranychidae. Gene Ontology annotation, molecular function: structural constituent of ribosome. Gene Ontology annotation, cellular component: ribosome. The record is from RefSeq and is a predicted model, not a curated record. Gene Ontology annotation, biological process: translation.